GUUUGGGGCAUUGCACCAGCAAUCUGCCACAGAAGAAGUCAUUCAGCUUCUCUAGGAACUAUGGCGGCCGCCUUGAGAGGAACGGUAGUAGCAUUGGCCAAGGGCCUGGGAGGCGCCCGCUUACAUCAGCUGGUCUCUAGACCUCUAAGUGUUUCUGCAAAUCUUUGUGGACCCGAAACCUCACCAGCCCGUGCUGAUAGUACCUUCAAAGUCACUAUGAUUCCAGGUGACGGAGUGGGACCUGAGCUGAUGACUGCAGUCAAGGACGUCUUUAAGGCAGGUGACAUCCCUAUUGAAUUCGAUGAGUUCUUUGUGAGUGAAGUGCAGAACAGGGCAUCUGACGAAAAAUUGGAGAAAUUAUUGGACUCGAUGAAAAGCAACAAAGUGGCUAUUAAAGGAAAGAUUCACUCCCCAAUGGAGAACAAAGGGGAGUUGGCGUCUUUUGAAAUGAAACUAAGGCGCACACUGGACCUGUUUGCUAACGUGGUCCAUGUGAACAGCCUGCCCGGCUACAGCACUCGCCAUAACAACCUGGACCUCGUCAUCAUUCGUGAGCAGACCGAGGGGGAGUACAGCUCCCUGGAGCACGAGAGUGUGCCCGGCGUGAUCGAAUGUUUGAAGAUUAUCACUAGAGAGAAGUCACGACGCAUCGCCAAGUUUGCCUUUGACUACGCCACUAAGACGGGUCGAAGCAAGGUCACAGCAGUUCACAAAGCAAACAUCAUGAAACUAGGCGAUGGGCUGUUUCUGCAGAGUUGUGCAGAGGUGGCGGAACUGUACCCCAAAAUCAAAUAUGAGAACAUAAUCAUUGAUAACUGUUGCAUGCAGCUGGUUCAAAACCCCUACCAGUUUGACGUACUGGUCAUGCCUAACCUUUACGGAAAUAUCAUUGAUAACCUGGCAGCAGGACUGGUUGGGGGAGCCGGAGUCGUUCCAGGGGAAAGUUACAGUGCAGAAUAUGCUGUUUUUGAAACUGGAGCUCGCCACCCCUUUGCGCAAGCAGUGGGCAGGAACAUCGCCAACCCUACAGCAAUGCUCCUCAGUGCUGCUAACAUGCUGAAGCACCUCAAUCUGGAGUACCACUCCCAAAUGGUGUCAGAAGCUGUCAAGAAAGUCAUCAAACAGGGAAAGGUGCGCACCGAAGACCUGGGGGGCUACGCGACAUGCGAUGAAUUCACCCGGGCUGUCAUUGCUAACCUGCCAGUCUCAGCUUUGUAAAUGCAAAUCUGUCCGCUGCUGAGACACACACACACACACACACACACACACACACACACUUCCCUUUUUCUUUGCCUUUCUGUCACGGACUGCGCACUGUCUCGGCAGUGCAAAACACAGAAAAUUUUUACCAAUAUGUUCACAAAAUGUUGUUAUAUUUUGAAGAAAAACAACAGCUGCAAACAUGGAUCAUCUUCGCCAACCUUUUGCUUUCUUGACACUGUAAAAUUCUGCCUAUGAUGGCUUUAUUUCAGGUCACUAGGCAGCAGUCAAAACGUGGUGGAUUUAUACUUCUGAUUAUUUAUUAACGUCGGGUUUUAGCAUAUCGCUUCAUUUAUGGCGAGAUGUGAAUAAAAAAUGAGACGUAACAGCAAGAGUGUGAAGCAGUCUCAUGACUCUUAAUGGAAACCCGAUGCAGUAUUUAGUGGUAUUGAAGGUUCAUCACAGCUGUGGGUGGUUUUGGUCAGCAUGUGUUUCCUCAGAGAACUUAAGUUAUUCCUCGUUUCCAGACACAUGCCGAUCAGGUGCGAGCUGGAAAAUCUGCCGCGUAGGAGUCAUAUGAGAAUCUUUGUGUUAGUCACAUGUGAAUUAUGGCUGAUGUUGCUGUCGCCCGGCAGGAUUGCAGAAGUACGUUAUCAGACAACAAGAGCUGGAGAGAUUCACACGGAUUAUGCUGUACUGAACAUGUUGAUCGCCGGUUUUCUGAAUGUCUUCAAUAGUUCAUUGAGCUUUUUUUUUUUUUUACCUAUACUGAAAUAAUAAGACUAACUCAAACUCAACUUAGAUAAUCAGCUUUGAAUGACUUCUUCCUUAAAUAUAUCUUUUUUAUUUUAUUUAUUAAUUUUUGUGUAUGUUUUAUCAACCGGAAAUUGCACAUACUGCAUAAGUUUGAAUCCAGAAAGCUUUUAAUAGGAGAUGCGUAAAAAAUAGAUUCAUAAAAAUUGUAUUUAUUUUUUUUUACUAUGGUUUUAUUCAGUAAAACACAUAGAAUAUUAGACAAUUAGACAUUUUACUCACUCUUUAGUAUUCAUUCAACUAAAGCAUUAAAGCAGAACAGCACAAGUGAAAGUUUGGCUCUCAAACACUUUGUACUCAAAAGCCUGUAAUAUGAAUAUUUAACUACAUUUAUGUAUACUUUUUAUGUUACUAAAGGUAAAAGUUUGAGGGGGAAAAAAAAAGAACAUUCCAGAGCAAAAGUUAUCAACAAUAAUCUGAUACAAAAUAGUGAUAUAUAUCUCAAAAGUGUAUUAUCCCUCAUACAAUUAUAGGCUUUUGUGAGAAAGACAUUUUUGAUCAUAAUAAAUAAAUUGCUUUUAUUGUAUCAUAUGUUGGAAAAUUUAACUGACAAAGAGGAAAAUGUUAAAAAAAAACAUCUGGCUUCCUGGUUGCAAAGGUGUGCAUGCCCUUUUAAUUAAAAUAAAGCACCUGUGAUUCAAUUUUGGUCUCAUUUGGUUGAGUAAAUCAGAAGGCUGUGUCUAUCAAAUUGUUGCUCUUACUUUCCCAAUAUGGUCGAUUUGUUGCUCAGAUUUUCUGUCAGAUUUAGUUUUUGGACCUCUGUAGUUUCUUGGGCUAUGAUUUGUUGAUGUGAAUGUAUGCUUGCACUUAAAUAAACUGCAUAUCUUUACUUUA
Messenger RNA from Poecilia reticulata (guppy), 2847 nucleotides. It is a transcript of the gene idh3b, whose product is annotated as isocitrate dehydrogenase (NAD(+)) 3 non-catalytic subunit beta. NCBI's taxonomy places the organism in Eukaryota, Metazoa, Chordata, Actinopteri, Cyprinodontiformes, Poeciliidae. Gene Ontology annotation, biological process: tricarboxylic acid cycle; isocitrate metabolic process. Gene Ontology annotation, molecular function: oxidoreductase activity, acting on the CH-OH group of donors, NAD or NADP as acceptor; magnesium ion binding; NAD binding. Gene Ontology annotation, cellular component: mitochondrion. The record is from RefSeq and is a predicted model, not a curated record.